Molecule: messenger RNA, 972 nt
Organism: Diaporthe citri
Lineage: Eukaryota; Fungi; Ascomycota; Sordariomycetes; Diaporthales; Diaporthaceae
Exons: 1
Coding region: 1-972 (323 amino acids)
Source: RefSeq, a predicted model, not a curated record
AUGGAGCCUGUCCCGGAGACCGAGAAACUCGAGGAGUUCCGUUCAGGCCCCCUUCCUUCUCUUCGACUACAGCAUUCAAACUACAACCCACAGCCCCUGACCUCUGAGCCCGAAUCCCCUCGGAAGCCUCCCACCAUGCGUCGCUCCACCGAUCCUUCACCUUCCUCGCCAAUAUCUCCCACGUGGAACGCCGCUGCACUGCCAUAUCGCCCGCGGACCACCUCUCCAUUGUCAGGCAACCAUGUCAGGUCCAAAUCUGCCGCUACUCUGGCUCCCCCUCCCAUGGGGCGUGCCCAGUCCAUGCCCGGCGUGAACGGGCUCGGCCACAUCCUCAUACCACGUCCCCAGAGCCCAAAGGGCUCGCCACAGCGACAGCGGUCCUUGCGAAAACCAGUCGAUGAGAUGUACCCUCCCGCCUCGCCUACACGCACAUCGGUCCUCCCCGACCGCCAGCUGUCAGAGAGAAACAGCUCUCCCAACCUGGGCUUUAGCACGCCAAUGGUCCGCCAGCGUCCUUCCUCACCCCUCCGCCACCUGCCGAGCUCCAGCACGGGCUCGUUGCCUAGCUCUUUUACAUCAUCGUCCAUUACUUCCUCGCCGGUCCAGCGACCUUACGACUUACUGAGCGACAAGGACGGCUACUCGUCUUCUGGGGGCUACGCUCCGUCAUCAUCUAUGCCCUCUACACCGAUUUCUAUGAGAUCUCGAAGCCCCAGCAUCUCAAGUCUGGAGACCAUCCCAGACUCGCCUGAUGCUGAGGAGGCCGCACUCGAAGCGGACAGGAUUGCCCAGCUCAAAGCUGCUGCUGACGCUGAGGACGGCGGUGAGCCUAAGGGUCGCAGCAGCCUGGAUGCCCCAGUACGCGGCCGCACGUUGAGUGGAUUUGGAACAAGAGACAAGCGGAAGCGGUGGAGCGUUUGUGGCGCAGAAAGGAGAGGAGACCUGGACCUGGAGACUAUUUGGGAAGACUGA